Molecule: messenger RNA, 1675 nt
Organism: Coturnix japonica (Japanese quail)
Lineage: Eukaryota; Metazoa; Chordata; Aves; Galliformes; Phasianidae
Gene: P2RX1
Product: purinergic receptor P2X 1
Biological process (GO): response to ATP; calcium ion transmembrane transport
Cellular component (GO): plasma membrane
Molecular function (GO): purinergic nucleotide receptor activity; ATP binding; extracellularly ATP-gated monoatomic cation channel activity
Source: RefSeq, a predicted model, not a curated record
AGGAGUGACGGCAGACACAGCCCAAGCUGUGUGGCGGUGGCAAGCACUGGGGCCAGCAGCACAGCCCGGGCAUGACCAUGGAGCAGCGAUGCAUGGACAGGAUCUCCUCAUUCCUCUUCGAGUAUGACACCCCCCGCAUGGUGCUGGUGCGGAACAAGAAGGUGGGACUGACCUUCCGGAUGAUCCAGCUCGUCGUCCUGGCGUACAUCAUAGGGUGGGUUUUCCUCUAUGAGAAGGGCUACCAGACACAGGACACCGUCAUCAGCUCUGUGUCAGUGAAACUCAAGGGCCUGACGAUGACCAACGAGAGCACCUUGGGUCCACGCAUCUGGGAUGUGGUGGAUUAUGUCUUCCCACCCCAGGGGGACAGUUCUUUUGUGGUGAUGACCAACUUCAUUAUCACCCUUGGACAGAAACAAGGAACCUGCCCUGAGCUGCCAGAUGCUGGUUUCUGCAGGCAGGACAGCGACUGCAGUAAGGGGACUUACAGCCGCCAGGGGCAAGGAAUCAUGACAGGCAAAUGCAUUGAUUUCAACACUACAGUGAAGACCUGUGAAAUCUUCGGCUGGUGCCCUGCUGAAGUGGACUACUACAUCCCCAACCCUGCCCUGUUGCCAGAAGUGGAGAACUUCACCCUUUUCAUCAAGAACAGCAUCACCUUCCCCAAGUUCAAGGUGUCCAGGCGGAACUUAGUGGAGAGCAUCACCACGCAGUACCUGAAGAAGUGCACGUACCACAAAGUCACUGACUCCUUGUGCCCUAUGUUCAACCUGGGAUAUAUCGUGAGGGAAUCAGGUCAAAAUUUCAGUGUGUUGGCUGUGAAGGGCGGUGUGGUGGGCAUCACCAUCGACUGGAACUGUGACCUCGACUGGCCUAUCCGGUACUGCAAACCUAUUUACCAGUUCCACGGCCUGUACAAUGACAACACUAACGUUUCACCAGGCUUCAAUUUCAGAUAUGCCAAAUACUACAGAGAAGAUGGGAUAGAAAAGAGGACGCUGUACAAGGUGUUUGGGAUCCGAUUUGACAUCCUGGUGAACGGCAAGGCGGGCAAAUUUGACAUCAUCCCCACCAUGACCACAAUUGGCUCUGGGAUUGGUAUUUUUGGAGUGGCCUCUGUCCUGUGUGACCUGCUCCUGCUGCAUUUUCUCCAAGGACGGGACUACUACAAGCAGAAGAAGUUCAAGUACGCAGAACAGGAGCCUUCAAAGUCAACGAAGAAAGAGAAGGAGCUGGACAAAUCACCGUGAGAGCAUUCCACACUGCCCGACAGACCCGCAACCUCUUCCUCCUCCUCUUCCAAAAUACAGUCGUCAUCCCCAUCACCAGCCUCAAGGCUGCAGGAGCAGCAUCCGAUGUCGACUCACAGGAAUUCUGGGCACGGGGCUUGCUGGGACACUGGAGCAGGUGGCACCUGCAUGGGCCACAGGGGACCUGCUCUCACUGAGGCACCCACGGGACCCUCCACCAGCCUUGUGUGGGGUGCUGGACCCGUGCUGAGGUGUCCUGCAUCCCAGGCCCCUGCAGCCUUGAGCAGAUGCAGAUGGAGGAGAAGGGGUGGAAGGAGAGCCAGUCAGAGCCAUGCUCAGUCCCUCAGCAUGGGAGAGAGAGUUAUUUUGUAAGAAUGUAUUUUAUUAAAAAUAAUAAUAAUAAUAAACCUUUAGUUUUUCUACUA